AUGAGAAGCCAAGGAGAAGAAGGCAAUGAGAAGCCAAGGAGAAGGCAAGGAGAAGGCAAGGAGAAGGCAAGGAGAAGGCAACGAGAAGGCAACGAGAAGGCAACGAGAAGGCAACGAGAAGGCAACGAGAAGGCAACGAGAAGGCAACGAGAAGGCAACGAGAAGGCAACGAGAAGGCAACGAGAAGGCAACGAGAAGGCAACGAGAAGGCAACGAGAAGGCAACGAGAAGGCAACGAGAAGGCAACGAGAAGGCAACGAGAAGGCAACGAGAAGGCAACGAGAAGGCAACGAGAAGGCAACGAGAAGGCAACGAGAAGGCAACGAGAAGGCAACGAGAAGGCAACGAGAAGGCAACGAGAAGGCAACGAGAAGGCAACGAGAAGGCAACGAGAAGGCAACGAGAAGGCAACGAGAAGGCAACGAGAAGGCAACGAGAAGGCAACGAGAAGGCAACGAGAAGGCAACGAGAAGGCAACGAGAAGGCAACGAGAAGGCAACGAGAAGGCAACGAGAAGGCAACGAGAAGGCAACGAGAAGGCAACGAGAAGGCAACGAGAAGGCAACGAGAAGGCAACGAGAAGGCAACGAGAAGGCAACGAGAAGGCAACGAGAAGGCAACGAGAAGGCAACGAGAAGGCAACGAGAAGGCAACGAGAAGGCAACGAGAAGGCAACGAGAAGGCAACGAGAAGGCAACGAGAAGGCAACGAGAAGGCAACGAGAAGGCAACGAGAAGGCAACGAGAAGGCAACGAGAAGGCAACGAGAAGGCAACGAGAAGGCAACGAGAAGGCAACGAGAAGGCAACGAGAAGGCAACGAGAAGGCAACGAGAAGGCAAGGAGAAGGCAAGGAGAAGGCAAGGAGAAGGCAAGGAGAAGGCAAGGAGAAGGCAAGGAGAAGGCAAGGAGAAGGCAAGGAGAAGGCAAGGAGAAGGCAAGGAGAAGGCAAGGAGAAGGCAAGGAGAAGGCAAGGAGAAGGCAAGGAGAAGGCAAGGAGAAGGCAAGGAGAAGGCAAGGAGAAGGCAAGGAGAAGGCAAGGAGAAGGCAAGGAGAAGGCAAGGAGAAGGCAAGGAGAAGUGCCCGGCAAAGUGCCCGGCAAAGUGCCCGGCAAAGUGCCCGGCAAAGUGCCCGGCAAAGUGCCCGGCAAAGUGCCCGGCAAAGUGCCCGGCAAAGUGCCCGGCAAAGUGCCCGGCAAAGUGCCCGGCAAAGUGCCCGGCAAAGUGCCCGGCAAAGUGCCCGGCAAAGUGCCCGGCAAAGUGCCCGGCAAAGUGCCCGGCAAAGUGCCCGGCAAAGUGCCCGGCAAAGUGCCCGGCAAAGUGCCCGGCAAAGUGCCCGGCAAAGUGCCCGGCAAAGUGCCCGGCAAAGUGCCCGGCAAAGUGCCCGGCAAAGUGCCCGGCAAAGUGCCCGGCAAAGUGCCCGGCAAAGUGCCCGGCAAAGUGCCCGGCAAAGUGCCCGGCAAAGUGCCCGGCAAAGUGCCCGGCAAAGUGCCCGGCAAAGUGCCCGGCAAAGUGCCCGGCAAAGUGCCCGGCAAAGUGCCCGGCAAAGUGCCCGGCAAAGUGCCCGGCAAAGUGCCCGGCAAAGUGCCCGGCAAAGUGCCCGGCAAAGUGCCCGGCAAAGUGCCCGGCAAAGUGCCCGGCAAAGUGCCCGGCAAAGUGCCCGGCAAAGUGCCCGGCAAAGUGCCCGGCAAAGUGAUACAUUUAGCUGUAACAUGA
This is a messenger RNA of Schistocerca nitens (vagrant locust), 1713 nucleotides long. RefSeq names its product axoneme-associated protein mst101(2)-like. Lineage: Eukaryota; Metazoa; Arthropoda; Insecta; Orthoptera; Acrididae. The transcript is spliced from 3 exons. The coding region runs from base 1 to 1713 and encodes 570 amino acids. The record is from RefSeq and is a predicted model, not a curated record.